UUCUCUCAAAAUCAUUCUCAAUUUAUUUAAGAAUUUAUUCUCCAUGAUGAAAUUAAUUAAUAUUUUAUUUUUAUUUUUUGUUAUUUUAAAUUCCUUGGCUUUUGGAAGUCCUUCUCUCAACUCAGUUCGUGUCAAACGUCAAGGCUGGGGAGGAUGGGGAUGGAAUCCUCAAGUUCAAACAGAUAUGGAUCGUCUUCGUAUUGAUAAAGACAAACUGCGAUUAGAUAUGGACCGUUUAAGAUUGGAUCAAGAUAGUUCUUGGGGAUGGGGAAAAUGA
Messenger RNA from Meloidogyne enterolobii, 277 nucleotides. The record is from the annotation of a GenBank genome assembly. Lineage: Eukaryota; Metazoa; Nematoda; Chromadorea; Rhabditida; Meloidogynidae.